AUGGUGACGGGUGAUGAGAAGUGGAUCACGUACGACAACCUAAAGCGAAAAAACUCGUGGGCGAAGUGCGGGAAACGAGCAGACCAGAUCCCAUCGGUCAUCACUACAGAUCAUGCACAGAGUGAAGCGGAGCCUAGGCCAGUGGAUAACCAGGGGCAAGUUGAGCUACUCAGGGAAUUCCAGAGGAGAAUGGACCAAAUGCAAAGUAGGUUCGAAGAACAGCAGCAGGCAUACGAAAAGCUGCUUCGGGAAAAGGACCGCGAAAUACAGAAUGCGAUUAAGGAUUUGCAGUCCCAGUUCCAGCGUCGUAUGGAGAAAAGAGAACAGCAGAUACGAGAGGAGUUGGGAACUGAGAAUCGUCAGACAGAUGACGUCAGCAAGGCGAUCGAGCAGAUGCAAAGACAACUCGCAGAGAUGGCUAGAAAACAGGAUUCAGAAACGAUGAGUCUUGAGGAGCGAGUGAGGGCGAUGGAAAUCAGCAGCAGCGAACCUGUCCCAGCGAGGAAUAAUGGUUUGAAUGCGGAUGCGGAUCCAUUCAUUCCUAACGGCCUUCAUCUAUCUUCGACAGUGAAUCCUUCUCAUGAACUCAGCAGGAGUCAACUCGCUGCGCGACACGCGGUGGCAAAGGAGUUACCUACAUUCUCGGGCAACCCUGAAGAGUGGCCUUUAUUCAUCGCCACUUAUGAGAGUACCACAAGGAUAUGCGGCUUUAGCGAUGAAGAAAAUUUGCUUCGACUCCAACGCAGUUUGAAAGGCAAAGCUCUUGAGACAGUUCGUAGUCGGUUGUUGUAUCCAGCAGGACUUGAUGGUGUCAUCAAUACGCUUCGUAUGCUGUUUGGCAGUCCUGAAAUCAUCGUUCACUCGUUAGUUUGCAAGAUUCGGGAAAUGCCAGCGCCAAAGGUGGAGAAAUUGGGAACUCUGAUAGAUUUCGGCGUAGCAGUCCAGAACAUGUGCGCAACGAUUGUGGCGUGUGGUUUGAACGAGCAUCUAUGCAACGUGGCACUCCUUCAAGAACUCGUUGAGAGACUGCCACCUUCUGUGAAGCUCGACUGGGCAAAGCAUCGUCAAACAAUGUCAGCGGUCACACUAUCGGAUUUCAGUAGCUGGUUGGGCACGCUAGUGGAAGCAGCUUGCGUAGUAACGAUUCCAUCGACGAUCAGUAUGUACGUUGGUAGAACUGAGAAGCGUGUCCGAAAGGAGGAAGUUAAUGUCCACAUUCAGUCCGACUCAAAUCAUUUUCCAAACUCUACGAUGUCCUCCAAAAGUACGUCGAAACCAGCCAGCAAGCAAUGCGUUAUGUGUCACGGAGAAUGCAGCAGUGUAGGGUUGUGCCAAAGGUUUCAAGAAUUGGAUAUCGGGGCGCGAUGGGCAGUGCUGAAACAGAAUAAAUUGUGUCGGAAGUGUCUGUCGAAACAUUUCGGAGCAUGUGCAGUAAAGCAAGCCUGUGGUAGAAACGGAUGUUCAUACAUGCAUCACAGGUUGCUACACGACGAUUCCAGAUACCAGCGAAUGGAGAAUCCUCAGAUAUCGAGUCUACAGGCGGAAGCAAUUACACCUACCGAGAAUUGUAAUUUUCACAUUAACGAUGUUAGCAAGAUUCUCUUCCGAUACGUGCCGGUGCUACUUCACGGACGAGGGAAGAUUGUACGCACAUUCGCCUUUUUGGACGACGGUUCGUUAGUGACGCUGAUGGAACAUAGUUUGCUGAAGGAGCUAGACAUUCAAGGUGAAUCAUAUCCCUUGUGUCUGGGCUGGACAGGGGAUUAUCAACGUCAGGAAAUGAAUUCUGUGAAGUUAGCGGUAGAUAUUUCCGGAGUGCACGACAUGAGUACAUAUUGGAUACCGAAAGUGCACACCGUGGACAGUCUCGCUCUACCCCAGCAAACUCUCGCGAUGGAGGAAUUAGCGCGACAUUUUCAUCAUUUGACGGCCUUGCCGGCUGAUUCCUAUCGCAAUGUUCGACCACGGAUACUUAUAGGAAUGGAUAAUUGCCGCUUGGGCCACGCGCUCGACAGCAGAGAAGGAAGAAAAGACGAACCAAUCGCUGCCAAAACACGCCUGGGGUGGAUAAGCGACGCAGAGCUACACAACGCAGUAAAAACGUACUUUUCGUUAGACAGCAUCGCAAUAAGUUCCGUUAAACCACUGAUGUCGAAGGACGACGAGCGAGCCGAGAAAUUGUUGAAAUCUCUGACUAAUGUGAACAAGGGGCGCUAUGAAACUAGAUUACUCUGGCGGUAUGAUGAUGUUCGAAUGCCAGACAGCAAAUCAAUGGCAAUGAAGCGGCUGAUAUGUCUGGAAAAGCGAAUGCAACGGGACCCUGAUCUAGCUGAAGCUCUGAAGGAGAAACUUAGGGAUUACGAGCGAUCUGGGUACAUCGUAAAACUGACGGAGAACCAACUAGCCGAGAGAUUCGAACGCGUGUGGUACCUUCCAAUAUUCCCUGUUGUCAAUCCCAAUAAGCCGGGAAAGUUGCGCAUAGUGUGGGAUGCAGCCGCAAAGGUGGCGGGUGUUUCGCUGAACUCGUUCCUGCUAACUGGACCAGAUCAACUUACUUCUCUUCUAUCCGUUUUACAACGCUUCCGAGAAUUUCGCAUUGCCAUAACGGGCGACAUUCGAGAGAUGUUUCUUCAGGUGUUGAUGAACUGGCGCGAUCAACAGUGUUUGAGGUUUCUAUGGCGGAACGGAGAAUCAAAUCGUAGCCCAGAUGUCUAUGUCACAAAGGUAAUGACUUUCGGGGCAACCUGCUCACCCAGCUGUGCACAAUAUGUGAAGAACCACAAUGCGCAACGAUUUCAGGAUAAGUUCCCGAGGGCAGCGGAGGCGAUAAUUAGAGAGCAUUACGUUGAUGAUAUGCUGUCCAGUGUGGAGAGAGAAGAUGAGGCGAUUAAGCUAGCUGUAGAUGUCCGAUUCAUUCACGCAGAGGCAGGUUUCGAACUAAGAAAUUGGCUGUCAAAUUCGAAUCGAGUACUGCAGGAGCUGAAGGCAAAUCCAGGAGAGAAGAGCUUGAAUCUGUUGAGCGAAAUGGGAACCGAGCAAGUUCUGGGAUUGUGGUGGUGCACCGCAGCCGACACCUUCACCUUCAAAAUGUCUUCGAGAAUAAAUGUCGAUCUACUGCAAGGUCAUAUUGUGCCAACCAAAAGGCAGAUUUUGAGUACGCUGAUGACGAUCUACGACACACUUGGACUACUUGCGAAUUUCCUUAUGUUCCUGAAAAUCCUGCUCCAGGAAAUUUGGCGUAGUGGCAUAAAUUGGGACGAACCCAUUAAGAGCGAACAGUGGGAGAAAUGGCAAAUAUGGUUGCAAGUACUUCCGCAAGUGGAAUCCGUCAGUGUACCCAGGUGUUACCGGAUAAAAACGAGUACAAGCGGUCAAAACGAAUUUCAACUCCAUGUGUUCGUAGAUGCAUCCGAAAACGGAUAUGCCGCAGUUGCCUACCUCCGGUUCGAAGAAGAUGGCGAAGUGGAAUGUGCGCUCGUCGGCGCGAAAACAAGAGUAGCUCCGUUGCGAUUCGUGUCGAUUCCCAGACUUGAACUUCAGGCAGCAGUUAUCGGUGCCCGUUUGGCGAAAGGUAUCAUGAUGUCUCACCAGCUUAAACCAACAAAACAGUUUUUCUGGACGGAUGCGCGUGACGUUCUUUGCUGGUUGAAUUCCGAUCACCGGAGAUACAAUCAAUUCGUCGCAGUGCGGAUCAGUGAAAUUCUAGAGUUGACCGAGGUUAACGAAUGGAAUUGGAUUCCGACGAAACUGAAUGUUGCUGACGAUGCGACGAAAUGGCAGAAACUCCCGGAUUUUUCUCCUGCUAGUCGUUGGUUCCGUGGUCCACAAUUCUUGUGGGAGGCAAAGGAAGAGUGGCCUGUUGCAGUAUCGAGCUUCGAUUACACCGCAGAAGAGAAGCGACCCAAUGUGCUACAUCAUUCCGUCAAGCGUGUCCUGUUUAGGUGGGAAGAUUUCCCUAAAUGGAAGCGGCUGCUGCGUCAUGUUGCAUUCGUACAGCGGUAUCCAUCGAAUCUACGCAAGAAAUUAUCGAAGGAGCCCAUCGUCACCGGCCCAUUGACACAAGAAGAGCUUCGAAAAGCAGAGUUGUUAAUUCUCAAACUGGUUCAGAAUGCUGAAUUCGUUGCAGAGAUAGCUGCAUUACAGAAACCGAAGCCUGCACCAUGGAAGAACGCAUUGCCCAAGAGUAGCUCGCUGUAUGGGCUCAGUCCGUUUCUGGAUGAAGAGGGGCUGCUGCGAAUGAAAGGACGUAUAGAUGCUUGUGAAGACGUCGAUGAUUGUAUGAAGCGCCCGAUACUGUUGCCGAAGUGUCAUCCCGUUACCGACCUCAUUAUAUCCAGUGUUCAUCAGCAUUUCUGUCACAUGAAUCACCAGACUACACUCAACCAGAUUCGGCGUAGAUUUUACGUGCCUCAGCUACGGUCGGCCUACAAACGCGUACGAACACGGUGUCAGCACUGCAAGAAUCGCCAGGCGAAGCCAGUUGCUCCAGAAAUGUCAGCUCUGCCACCCGCACGCCUGAAGGCUUUCUGUCGUCCAUUUUCCUACGUUGGCAUCGACUACUUCGGUCCAAUACAUGUAGUUGUUGGCCGGAGGACCGAGAAACGAUGGGGAGUGCUGAUCACAUGCCUAACGGUGCGAGCGAUACAUCUUGAAGUUGCUCACAGCCUCACAACCGACUCAUGCAUUCUCGCCAUCAGAAACUUCAUCGCCAGGAGAGGUACCCCUCUGGAGAUAGUAAGCGAUCGCGGUACCAACUUCAUCGGAGCAAGUCGAGAAUUGAAAGAAGCGUUACAAAAAAUGGACCACGAAAAGCUGAUAGAGCACUUCGUCACCACUGAUACGAAAUGGUCUUUCAACCCUCCUGCAUCUCCACAUUUCGGAGGAGCCUGGGAACGCCUUGUUCAAUCCGUGAAGAAAACCCUGAAGCAACUCCAAGUCACACGCACACCCACCGAUGAACUAUUGAAGAACAUGCUCUCAGAGAUCGAACUAAUCAUCAACUCACGACCUCUAACGGAAUUGCCAUUAGAUGACGAGUUUUCCCAAGCUCUCACUCCGAAUCAUUUUCUGAUCGUGUCAUCCGAUGGUUCAAAGCCCCCGUUCACGUUUGACGACAGCAGUUACGCUCUGAAACACACCUGGAAAUCCUCCCAAGUUUACGCAAACCGGUUUUGGCGUCGCUGGGUAGCUGAAUACCUACCAACUCUCACUCGGAGGACGAAAUGGUUUAGCCACGUCAAGCCAAUCGCAGAAGGGGACAUCGUCGUCAUCGUUGAUGAGACUCUGCCGAGGAACUGCUGGCCGAAAGGUCGAGUUGUCCACGCAAUUCGGUCCAAGGAUGGACAGGUUCGUCGUGCUCUGGUACAGACCUCGACUGGAGUGCUAGAGAGGCCAGUCGUGAAGAUCGCUGUGUUGGACGUAGGUGCAAGCCUGCAAAUCGAGAGAACGAAGAUUCUUAAAAAUAACCCAACCUCCAACGAACUAAACAAACGAGACACUAAACGUAAGUUCUCUAAAUCUAAAUCUAGCUGCAACACAGAAAAACUUAUGAUAGUAGUUGUUUGGGAAAAUUGCUCGUAUGGUGCAUCGUCGACUUGUCACAUACCUCGUGGGUUGUUGUUACCUGAGCGCGGAGCGCGUGCUGGCAAGGGAACCGAGCUUUACCUAGCUACGAUGGAAAGAGUCAUUAGCGAUGCAAUGGAAGACAGGAAGCACGUAGACUGUGCCCUGCUAGACCUUUCGAAGGCCUACGACAAGGUAUGGAGAGAACCGAUAAUCCACACCCUGCGGAAAUGGAGGGUAUCCGGCUUGAGCAUUCUGCAGGAUACCCUCCAUUUCUACAAAGCUUCCUAG
Toxorhynchites rutilus septentrionalis is the source of this 5853-nucleotide messenger RNA. RefSeq lists its product as uncharacterized. Gene Ontology annotation, biological process: DNA integration. Lineage: Eukaryota; Metazoa; Arthropoda; Insecta; Diptera; Culicidae. The record is from RefSeq and is a predicted model, not a curated record. Gene Ontology annotation, molecular function: nucleic acid binding. Bases 1 to 5853 code for a protein of 1950 amino acids. The transcript is spliced from 5 exons.